Drosophila kikkawai is the source of this 792-nucleotide messenger RNA. Its product is annotated as splicing factor, proline- and glutamine-rich. NCBI's taxonomy places the organism in Eukaryota, Metazoa, Arthropoda, Insecta, Diptera, Drosophilidae. The record is from RefSeq and is a predicted model, not a curated record.
AACAGUGAGGUUCCGAGACCGAGAGGCGUUCACCAAGAGUACACAGUUAAACAGAAACAAGUCCAGGGAUUGCGAGCUGCAGCAGCAGCAAUAUGUUAGCCUCCGUUCCCGCCCGACUGGCGCUGCUCGCUCUGAUAAGCCUGCAGGCAGCUCCCCAGCUCCUGGCAGCUCCGUUUCCCGGAAUCGAGAAUGCAGCCUUUACCAGCCAAGAUUUAUUGGCCGAGGAAUCCUCGCCCGUUUCAAGUUUGAGCCAGGUCCACGUCCAGCACAAUCGGCAUCGUCGCCAUCAUGGGGACGGCAAUCACGGCUACGGGCAUAGCCACCACAAGCGGCACUGGGAUCACCAGUUUUCGGGUCCGGGUCCGGGUCCGGGUGCGAGCUGCCAUCACCAUGGCGGAUUUGAAUUCGAGCAUCCACACCAUGGGCCACCCCACCAUAGAUUCGAGCCAUUUCCACACGGUUUUGAGCCUUUCCCAAACACCUUUGGACCGCCGGGACAUGAGGAGCACCAGCGUCCCUUUAAAGCUGAACUGGCGCCAUUUAAAGAUGACAAAGAAAGAUCUCCCUCGACGCCCCAACAACCCAGCUCAAGCAGCGCGGCUCCGUCACCGGCUCCCACCGUAACGUCGCCACCUGCAACCACAAGCUCCACCUCAUCAUCCACUGCAGCACCCACACCCACCAGCUCCAGCACCGAAGAUGCCCCCUUGGCCAUUGACAUACGCAUCGGUUUAAGUUAAGCCUGAGCUUUGUUUAAAUGUGUAACAAUAAAGUUGCUCCCUUUAACCACAA